Messenger RNA from Glycine soja, 942 nucleotides. RefSeq lists its product as uncharacterized. The transcript has 2 exons. The record is from RefSeq and is a predicted model, not a curated record. NCBI's taxonomy places the organism in Eukaryota, Viridiplantae, Streptophyta, Magnoliopsida, Fabales, Fabaceae. Gene Ontology annotation, molecular function: nucleic acid binding; zinc ion binding. The coding region runs from base 1 to 942 and encodes 313 amino acids.
AUGGCAUGUCCAGAGGGGCAAAAGGUUGCUUUUGGUGCAUAUACUCUAGUGGAAGAAGUUGAGUAUUGGUGGGAGAAUACUCGCAAAUGCCUAGAGGCGAAAGGUCAAGAUGUGACCUGGGAUGUCUUCAAGAGGGUAUUUUUGGAGAAAUACUUUCCCGAGGAUGUUAGGAACAAGAAAGAGAUGGAGUUCUUGGAGCUCAAGCAGGGAAACAUGAUUGUGGCUGAAUAUGCAGCCAAGUUUGAGGAGCUGCAAGCUGUGAAUUACCAAGGUGUUCGUCAGUUCCCACUUUUGGUUAACAUGUGUCUGAUUUGGGAUGAAGACUCUCGAGACAAGGUGACCUAUUAUAGGAGUACAGGUCCAAUAAGGAACAAAAAUAAUAGGCCUCAACAUCUGGGAAAACCAUAUUCGACUCCUCCUAAGCAAUAUGGUAAUCGCCAUGAUAAUCAGAGGACUGUUGCUAGAGGAUUUGUAGGUGGUAGUGGUAGCAAACCCAAUACUUUCCCCACUCAUAUCAUUUGUUACAGAUGUAGGAAGCCAAGGCACAUCUCCUCAAAUUUUCCAGAUAACGAUAUGAUUUAUUUUAAUUGUGGACAAAAGGGACACACUCAAAGAGAUUGUUCACGACUCAAGAAAGAGAAAAAUGGUGGAUGCCCGAAUGGUCAAACUGGACAUCCAAAGGCCACGGGAAGAGUCUUUACCCUUAAUGGUGCUGAAGCUUCGAAAUCCAAAGAUCUAAUGCAAGGUGGAUGUUUCAUAAAUGGGAUUUCGUUACUUGUGUUGUUUGAUUCUGGUGCAACCCAUUCCUUUAUAUCCUAUUUGUGUGUAGAGAAACCUAAGCUUUCUGUGUCUUCUUUAAAUAAAGAUCUGGUGGUAGAGACCCCAACCAGUGGUUCUGUGUUAACUUCUGAUGUGUGUUUUGUAGACAAAGGAUCAAGCUGA